AUGGAAUACCGGCUGGUGACAUUGCUGCUGUUUCAGGCAGUUUCUGCCUUUACAGUAUGGAAUGGUAUUCUUGGAAAAAACCAUUAUGUGAACAAAAGAGGACUCCUUGAAUUAUAUGGAACCAUAAAAUGUGGCACAAGCCGAUUUUCUCUGGCCUAUCUAGGUUAUGGAUGCUAUUGUGGUCCAGGAGGUAGUGGAUGGCCUAAGGAUGAAACAGAUUGGUGCUGCCAUAGACAUGACUGCUGUUACGACUUUGCAGAACAACAAGGCUGUAAUCCCAUAACAGAGAGAUAUAAGUGGACUUGUCAGGACAACACUGUGGUAUGUGAUAAGCCAGUCUAUUUUGUUUUUGUGCUCUACUUCAACAGAUGUCAAAAAAUAAUCUGCCAGUGUGACAAAGAAGCAGCUCGGUGUUGGAAAUCUGCACCAUUUAACAAGCACUAUGCCUUCUGGCCAAAUUUUCUUUGUGGCCAAACAUAUCCUGUAUGUGGCUACAGGAGUAACAGGCAUUAAGAGAUUUUUAUAAUAAACCAUUUAAAAUUGUUGAGUUUUCUUUUCAUAUUAGGCCCUUUAUUUGCAAAUUAUUCAACUGGUUGUACAAAGGCUACAGGUUUCCUGAUUGUUUAUACCUUCCUAGCUUCUGAAAUUAUGAAUAACAAUUUAGACUACUGUAAGUGGCCUGCAAAUAUCUAGGCAACCAAUUGAUGGCACCAGAGAGAUCUAGAAUUCCUGCCAUCUGGUGGUCAUCAGCCAGAAACAGAGGGGUUCCACUGUUGCAGAAUGUUAUUUAGAAAUGUAUGCUGUAUAAGUGGUUUUGAAAAUGUGCAUAUGAACAUUUGUGUUACUGAAGUGCAUCCACCAGUUUAAGAAGCUAACAUGAUAGAAUAUAUGUUUACCAUAUGACUCCGUUCUGUUUAGAAAGACAAUCUAAUUUUAUACAAAUAUCAAGUCUUCUUUUUUAAAAAGGCGGGAAGUGAGAGAACAACAAUACAAAACAGCAAUGGAAAUCAGUACAAUAAAAAACAGAAUUGGGACUGUCAUGUGACUUUGGUACAAAAGGAAGAGAAAAGUUCUCUCUUGCUAGUGAACAAUUCAUUUCCCACAGGAUAUGGUUUUA
This is a messenger RNA of Candoia aspera, 1117 nucleotides long. RefSeq names its product phospholipase A2-like. The record is from RefSeq and is a predicted model, not a curated record. The transcript has 4 exons. Gene Ontology annotation, biological process: phospholipid metabolic process; lipid catabolic process; arachidonate secretion. The coding region runs from base 1 to 513 and encodes 170 amino acids. Lineage: Eukaryota; Metazoa; Chordata; Lepidosauria; Squamata; Candoiidae. Gene Ontology annotation, molecular function: calcium ion binding; phospholipid binding.